Molecule: messenger RNA, 1287 nt
Organism: Symbiodinium pilosum
Lineage: Eukaryota; Dinophyceae; Suessiales; Symbiodiniaceae
Source: the annotation of a GenBank genome assembly
GCAGCCGCACGGACCACGCUCCGCCUGUCCAGCUUGUCCAUCUCCAGCUUCGAAAACCGCGAGGCGAGCGCGGGAGCAGAGGCGGGCAGAGCAAACUCCUCGGAGCCGAUCUCUAAAGCCGAGUCUGCCGCCUCGAUCCUGGAAGUGGUGGGUGAAGAAGUGGACAACAAGGUCUUCAAUGACUUCCACAUGUCAGCCGCAUUCACCCGGCUGGCGAAGUUCAGCAAGCGACGUCAGCUUGGCCGGGCAGAUCGUGGCAGCUCCGUUUGGCCGAGGCUAGUCGCACGUUUGCACUCCAUGCUCAGGGUGAACAAGGUAGGUGUACGCGAGGCUGCCAACGUGUUCUGGGCACAUGGAGAACUAUACGACAAAGCGGAUGCUUGUAAUGCAGCUCUUGUGGUGGAGCUGAGCAAAUACGUGCAGCAAAAGGCGUCUGCUAUGAAAGCACAAGAGCUCUCAAACUGCUUGCUGUGUGUUGCGAAGCUUGAAGGUUCUGUGCCAAAAGUGUCAGUUGCUGCGCCGGACAUUGCGAAGUGUAUCGUAAGGAGAAUAGAAGACAUGGUUCCCCAACAUCUGUCGAACAGUCUCUGGGCGGCUGCGAGGUUGCAAGAUGCAGUGCCGGAGGUGCUCACGGCUGUUCCAGCCGUUGCGUCCAGUAUCCCUGACAAGGCAAAGGAAAUGGCUCCUCAAGAGCUGUCCAACAGCCUGUGGGCAGCUGCGAGGUUGCAAGAUGAAGUGCCGGGGGUGCGUAUGGCAGUUCCUGCCAUUGCAUCCAGUAUCCCUGACAAGGUAAAGGACAUGAUUCCUCAACAUCUGUCAAACAGUCUGUGGGUAAAGGACAUGAUUCCUCAACAUCUGUCAAACAGUCUGUGGGCGGCUGCGAGGUUGCAAGAUGCAGUGCCGGAGGUGCUUACCGCAGUUCCUGCCAUUGCGUCCAGUAUCCCUGACAAGGCAAAGGACAUGGCUCAACAAGAGCUGUCAAACAGCCUGUGGGCGGCUGCGAGGUUGCAAGAUGAAGUGCCGGAGGUGCGUAUGGCAGUUCCUGCAAUUGCAUCAAGAAUCCUUGACACGGUGAAGGAUAUGAAUCCCCAAGCGCUGUCUAAUUGUCUGUGGGCGGCUGCGAAGUUGCAAGAUGCAGCGCCCGGGGUUCUAGUUGCAAUUCACGUCCUGGCUGAGCAACUCAAUUUGAAAAUCAAGAUUUUGAACCUGCCAGAGUUGCAAAUGUCUGCUUGGGCAGCUUCAGAGCUCGGCAUGGAUGACUUAGAAAGACAACUCCAGAAAGAGUUG